Molecule: messenger RNA, 1466 nt
Organism: Momordica charantia (bitter melon)
Lineage: Eukaryota; Viridiplantae; Streptophyta; Magnoliopsida; Cucurbitales; Cucurbitaceae
Gene: EXL7
Product: EXORDIUM like 7
Source: RefSeq, a predicted model, not a curated record
UCAAUCUCUCUCAAUAGCAAUGGUGGACAUGAUAUUAAAGGUUAAAAAAAAAAAAAAAUUAUCUCUCUCUCUAAGUAGACAAUUAUAAAUUGAGGACAUGACAAGAAAACCUAGGAAGAAGAGAAGAAUCUUAAGCUUGUCUAAAUUUUCUCAUCAAAACACAACACCAAGCUAGAAGAAAUGGAAGAUCUCCAUUAUUGUCUCCUCCUCCUUUUCCUCCUAUUUGCUUCCUUUUCUUCUCUUCAAGCUCUCCCAUGGAGGACCCAAGAAGACAACCUUAACAACUUUGAAGGCUCCUCUGACCUUGUAAACCUACAAUACCACAUGGGUCCUGUCCUUGCUUCCCCUAUCAACCUUUAUAUCAUUUGGUAUGGCCAUUGGAACCCUAACCACCAAGAUGUUAUUAGAGACUUCAUUUUCUCUCUUUCUCCUUCUCCUCCUCCUCGUUAUCCGUCUGUCGCUCACUGGUGGCAGACGGUCCGACUCUACACUGACCAGACUAACUCGAACAUCACUGGGACUGUCCAUCUCUCCGAUGAGUUCCACGACUCGUCUUACUCCCAAGGCAGCUACCUGAGUCGUUUAGCCAUUCAACACAUCAUAAAAAACUCAAUCACCCCCUCAAAUCCAAGAGCUUAUAAUAAUUUGCCUCUAAAUCCCUAUAGUGGCUUCUACUUAGUCCUCACCUCACCUGAUGUUCAAGUGCAAGACUUUUGUAGGGCAGUGUGUGGCUUCCAUUACUUCACAUUCCCGAUGAUCGUUGGUGCAACGGUACCGUAUGCUUGGGUCGGCCACAGUGGGGAGCAAUGCCCUGGCGUCUGCGCAUACCCAUUUGCUCGGCCAACGGGCUCGGAGGCGCCACCGCCGAGCACGAUCAUGGGCGCGCCGAACGGGUACGUGGGGGCAGAUGGAAUGGUGAGUGUGAUAGCUCAUGAGUUGGCAGAAGCAUCAAGCAAUCCAUUGGUGAAUGCUUGGUAUGCAGGAGAGGAUCCAACAGCUCCCACAGAGAUAGCUGAUUUGUGUGUGGGAUUGUAUGGGUCAGGAGGGGGAGGAGGGUAUGUUGGGAAUGUUUAUAAAGACAAUUGGGGAAAUGGGUACAAUUUGAAUGGUGUCAAGGGGAGGAAAUUUAUGGUUCAAUGGGUUUGGAACCCUGUUCAAAGAAGGUGUUUUGGACCAAAUGCUUUGGAUUAAAAAAUUGUGCCUUUUUCAUAUCUUUGAUUUUGUUUUUCACUUUUGACGAUUCUUAUUUGAAUUAGGGUUUUUGUGUUUGUUUCAAUGUUCUUUGGGUUUGGUUGGUCAUGGGAGCUUCUCAAGGAUCCGAAGAUGACACCAUUUGAAAGGUUUGAAAUUGAAAUUGGAGGUUUAAUUUGUAUUUUUUGAGGGGCUUAGAGGAGGUGUUUCUUUAUUUGUAAGUUUCUGAGUUGUGGGUCAUCUCUUAAAAAAAUUAGGUCAAUUAAAUAAUUUAA